AUGCCAUCGUAUGCCAAAUUUCUUAAGGAAAUUUUGUUAAAGAAAAGGAAGCUAGAAGACUAUGGAACAGUAGCUCUAACAGAGGAAUGCAGUGCCAUACUGCAAAACAAAUUGCCUCCAAAGUUGAAAGAUCCAGGAAGCUUCUCCAUACCCUAUCUCAUUGGUAACAAGAAAAUAGACAAUGCCCUCUGCGAUCUUGGGGCAAGCGUCAGUUUAAUGCCUCUAUCAAUAUGCAAAAAGCUGAAGAUUGGAGAACUGAAGCCCACAACAAUCUCCUUACAAUUGGCUGAUCGAUCUAUUAAAUAUCCUGUGGGCAUACUUGAGAACAUUCCUAUCAAAGUGGGAAAAUUCUUCAUUCCAGUGGACUUUGUUGUCCUUGAGAUGGAAGAAGAUGCUUAAAUUCCUAUCAUCCUAGACUUUUUGGCAAUUGCUAGAGCCAUCAUAGACGUCAAAAAUGGGCGACUAACUCUCAAGGUAGGAGAAGAAGAAGUG
Hevea brasiliensis (rubber tree) is the source of this 492-nucleotide messenger RNA. RefSeq lists its product as uncharacterized. The record is from RefSeq and is a predicted model, not a curated record. Lineage: Eukaryota; Viridiplantae; Streptophyta; Magnoliopsida; Malpighiales; Euphorbiaceae.